AUGAACGGGAAAAAUUCUAAUGUUCCAAUUAGAAUCUUAUCGAGCGACAAGGUUGUUGGGAAUAUUCAAAAUACCUGGCAAUGGAGUAAAGGCCAAAAUCGACCCACUUUGGUUGAUAAUAGCAAAAAUCAAAAUUUAGAAAGUGGAAACAGUGUAGUUACAGGAAAGGAACUGGAAGUUGGUAAGGAACCAGGUGCACCCCUUCAAAUUUCAAAUAAAUAUGCAGCUUUAGAGAAUAGUGAUGGAGAGAAUAAUCAACUGGAUAAGGUGCCACAUGAAAUUGUUGUAGCUGAAGCAGGUCACACUACUAACUCAAGUAAUGUGGAUAAGAAUUUAAAUGCAAAUGCCCCUAUGUUUAAGCCAAGAAAUACCACUGGUUCUCCUGCUAAGGAGAAGAGCACUAAAGAGUGGGUGACUUCUGCCUUUUCCAAAGAGAAUGGGGGUCAAUUGGUUACUACUAACCAGUCUUGCCAAGAAAUCCCAUCUCAAACGUAUGAGACGACCACAAAGGAAGGAUACAGGGAAAUAGAAGAAAGUGAAAUACAUGAUUGCAAUGUUGAUGAACAUGGCGAUGAUCGGAAUCAAAUAAAUAGUCAAGUUCAAGGUGUGAAUCCGAUAGUGCAGCAAGGUGAUAUAACCGUUAGUACGAAUGCGUCUGGGCAUAAGAAUGAGAAAGAAGUAGAGAUGACUACUUUUAAUAACGUUGCUGAAGUGCGACCAGAUGCGCCAGAUUGUGAGGAUCCUCAGUUUGCGAAGCGAGAUUCUAAAAAUUCAAAUAAGAAGGGGAAGAGGAAAAAUAGCAAUAACAACAACCAGGAGCAGUCAGGGGCACAACAGAAUCGACAAAACAAUACCAAAGAAUCUCAGGGAUAG
Messenger RNA from Capsicum annuum, 873 nucleotides. RefSeq names its product type-2 histone deacetylase 1-like. NCBI's taxonomy places the organism in Eukaryota, Viridiplantae, Streptophyta, Magnoliopsida, Solanales, Solanaceae. The record is from RefSeq and is a predicted model, not a curated record. The coding region runs from base 1 to 873 and encodes 290 amino acids. The transcript is spliced from 2 exons.